GCCAAAACUUGAUCGGGCAGAGUGAUCUGAUCUCCCACGGACCAGGGGAGCCAAGAGCUCUCAUUGGUCCUUCUCCUUUCAUGUCGACGGCCGCGUCCACCACCAGCGGCGGCACGCCGCUGCGGUCGGCGUCAGCCAUCGUCGCCGUGACCGAGAGCGGCCAGCACCUGCUGAGGAUCGACGGCUACUCCCACACCACGGGUAUCCCCACCGGCAGCGACAUCAAGUCCUCACCUUUCCGCGUCGGAGGCCACAGCUGGCGCAUCAGCUACUACCCUGGCGCCCAAACCUCGUCGUGGCCCUACUACAACUGCAUCUCCCUCUCCCUCCGGCUCGACGACGACGCUGCCAAGCCCCAGGGCGUCGUCAGAGCCCGGCACUCGUUCAGCUUGCUCGAUCGCGAGGGAAAGCCGGGGCCCUACUUCACCAACAACGGGAACAAAACCCUCGCCAAUUGGGGCACCCCGGCCUUCAUCCACAGGAGCGAGCUCGAGACAUCCGAGCACCUCCAUGGCGACAGCUUCACGAUAAGGUGCGACGUCACGGUCGUGAAGGAUAUCCAGACGAAGAGCGUCGGCGCAGCACCGGCGGUGCCGCCGCCGCCGGACCUGAACCGUGACCUGGGCGGCCUCCUCGCCACCGGGGAGGCCGCGGACGUGGCGUUCGAGGUGGACGGCAAGGCUUUCAUGGCGCACCGCUGCGUGCUCAUGGCCCGAUCCCCGGUGUUCCGCGCCGAGCUAUCCGGCCUGCAGGCGGCGGCCGAGGGGAGCACGGCCGGCGGCGGCUCUGUCAUCACCGUGCGGAUCGAGGACAUGGAAGCACAGGAUUUCGAGGCUUUGCUCCGCUACGUGUACACCGACUCGUUGCCGGAGGAGAUGGAAGAACAAGGGGAAGCGGCGGCGAUGCUCCCGGACCUGGUUGCGGCGGCGAACAGGUACGAGAUGGAGAGGCUAAGGCUGCUCUGUGAAGACAAGCUGCGCGAGCUCGUGGACGUGAGGACCGUGGCGCUCAUGCUCGUGUUCGCCGGGGAGCACCAUUGCCAUGGGCUUAAGGAGGCGUGCUUGCGAUUCCUCGAUGAUCCGGCAAAUCUAAGAGAGGUCGUGAAGGUGAACGGUCUCGAGCAUCUGAGCAAGAGCUGCCCCUCCGUUGUGGAGGACCUGAUCGCCAAGCUUGCUGCAGCACCGUAGACGUGUUCCAACUGGUUCCUGGCAGGGUACAUUCUUGAUUCUUCAGUGGCUGGAACUAUGGAUGAAGACGCUAUAUGUAUAUGGUGAAGCAAAUGUUAAAAAGAAAUGAUCGAAUGGGUGGUACGUAAGAUAAUAAAGCACUAAAGGAUAUACCAACUUGUAAUAAAGUCAAAGAGUUAAAUACGCCAUGAGUACAUAAAAUUGGUGAGUGAGUGCGUUUGGAUA
Molecule: messenger RNA, 1412 nt
Organism: Setaria italica (foxtail millet)
Lineage: Eukaryota; Viridiplantae; Streptophyta; Magnoliopsida; Poales; Poaceae
Product: BTB/POZ and MATH domain-containing protein 1
Exons: 1
Coding region: 81-1187 (368 amino acids)
Biological process (GO): protein ubiquitination
Molecular function (GO): protein binding
Source: RefSeq, a predicted model, not a curated record